Molecule: messenger RNA, 1187 nt
Organism: Anoplophora glabripennis (Asian longhorned beetle)
Lineage: Eukaryota; Metazoa; Arthropoda; Insecta; Coleoptera; Cerambycidae
Product: endothelial lipase-like
Exons: 3
Coding region: 57-1070 (337 amino acids)
Biological process (GO): lipid metabolic process
Molecular function (GO): lipase activity
Source: RefSeq, a predicted model, not a curated record
UAAAUAUAGAGGACUCUCUUUAAAGACAGUGGUUAGAGAUAUAGCACACGUUCAACAUGAAAGUGUACCUUUUGGUAGCCGCGUUGCUCCCUCUUGUCUUGUCUGGGCCAGCCUUUCAAGGUCAGUCCGAACAAGAAGAUGACGGAGCAGACAUGAAAUAUUUCCUAUACGAGUCCAGUCCGGGAGUCUACAAAGUCGAAGACCUAGUUAACGCCGAAAUAGACACCAUGGUAUCAGAAAGCGACGUCUACUACCAUUUCUUCAGCCGCAGUGAUCCCAACGGCGUUGAUAUCCGGAAUACGAACAUCGACGCUCUCAGAAAUACCGGUUUCUCAGUUCAAAGAGACACCGUGUUCAUUGUACACGGUUGGAGAGGUGACAACGACGCUUCAUCAAACCGCAACAUCAGGCAAGCCAUUUUGUCCAAACAUAACAUCAACCUCUUCGUCGUGGACUGGGGUCCGAUAGCAUCCAGGAACUAUAUCACAGCCAAGAACUCAGUCGUCCGAGUGGGAAGGAUCGUGGCAAGUUUCGUCCAAGCACUGCAGAGCAGGUUCUCGGUGCGUUUGUCCACAGUCUCCUUUGUUGGCUUCUCUCUUGGUGCCCAUGUUUCUGGAGCGGCUGGUGCUGCUCUCAAAGCACAAAUUAACCAUAUCGUGGGACUGGACCCUGCUGGUCCGUUGUUCUCUGUUAGGAACACUGACGAGCGCUUGGACCCGACUGAUGCCAAAUUCGUCCAGGUCAUCCACACCAACGGAGGCCUCCUCGGCUUCAGGGAUCCGGCUGGUCACUCCGACUACUACCCCAACGGAGGGUCUUCUCAGCCUGGGUGCGGCUUGGAUAUCGCGGGGACUUGCGCUCACAACAGAGCUUAUCUAUUUUACACCGAAAGCAUCUUGGCCGACACCAAUCGCUUCGUGUCGACGCGAUGUUCUAGUCACAGAGACUACACCAGAGGUAAUUGCAAUGGCAACGCCAGAUCCGUUUUGGGAGGUUAUGCUGUUGAUAAAAAAGCUAGCGGAGAUUACUAUUUGGACACCAACAACCGAUCUCCAUUCGCCAGAGGCUAAAAUCUAAUGUUUAAUGUCUACCUGUGAAUAGUUAUGCUUAAUAUAUUAUUAAGAAUACUCUAGAUAUGACAUAAUUAUAAAUAUACUAUUUUUUUUAUAUUAAAAUGAGAUUUAUUA